ACCAUCUGGCACGCUAACUCCGCUGUGCCAACAUGUCUAUCUUGCUGAAGGUUGCCAAGGCUGCGAUCUUGCUGACGGCUAUCGUCGUCGUAUUUUGGGGUGGAUCACCUCAAGAAUCUGGCAAGCCGGAAGAACAGUAUACCCCUCCGCCAAAGCAGCAACCGGUAUCUCAGCCACCUCCUCGUCGGCCGCCUCGAUCACAGAGUUAUCGAUCACCACCGCCUAGACCACCGUCACCACAUAGAUUGCCGAAAUACGAGGACGACAACCAGGAAGACAAGCAGAAUGAAUAUUACAUCGACCUUCGUGCACGCGCCCAUGAAGAAGGGGAUGAAAUGACAAGAUGCUUCAGCGAAAGCCAGGAGGCCUAUAGUCGCGGGGAUGGUGCUGCAGCCAAGGACCUCUCAAACCAAGGGAAAAUUCAUAAACAGAAAAUGGAACAGCUGAACAAAGAAGCGAGCGACCGGAUUUUUGAUAGCAAACCUGGGGAGAUUGACCUGCAUGGCCUUUAUGUUAAAGAAGCUAUUGCACGUACAGAUACUGCCCUUGAAGAGGCGAAGCGACGAGGUGACUCUGAAAUCAGGCUCAUUGUUGGUAAAGGUUUGCACUCCGAGGGGGGCACAGCAAAAGUAAGACUGGCUAUCGAGAAGCGGAUGCGCGAACACCAGUUAGUCGCAGAGCUUGACCCCUCAAAUUCCGGUGUUCUUAUUGUUGAGUUUAAUGGAGCAAGGGAUAGAGGCGUCGGGCCGGAUGAAAUUGCGCGCCGGCUUGACCGCGAUGAUGGUGGAUGCGUAGUUAUGUAAUUAAAUAAAUAAAUAUUAAAUUACCGCUUACGCCUCGGCAACUUGCCGGC
This is a messenger RNA of Desarmillaria tabescens, 853 nucleotides long. RefSeq lists its product as uncharacterized. The transcript has 5 exons. NCBI's taxonomy places the organism in Eukaryota, Fungi, Basidiomycota, Agaricomycetes, Agaricales, Physalacriaceae. The coding region runs from base 33 to 803 and encodes 256 amino acids. The record is from RefSeq and is a predicted model, not a curated record.